Messenger RNA from Orbicella faveolata, 2463 nucleotides. RefSeq names its product putative G protein-coupled receptor No18. The record is from RefSeq and is a predicted model, not a curated record. Gene Ontology annotation, cellular component: plasma membrane. NCBI's taxonomy places the organism in Eukaryota, Metazoa, Cnidaria, Anthozoa, Scleractinia, Merulinidae. Gene Ontology annotation, biological process: positive regulation of MAPK cascade; adenylate cyclase-activating adrenergic receptor signaling pathway. Gene Ontology annotation, molecular function: G protein-coupled receptor activity.
GGUCUUUGACAUCUGACAUUUUACAGUGUUCUUUUCACGGAAACGGUUAAAGACAUUCGCUUUCUCUUCAACCGAAGUAAACGUGAGUGCAAUGAUUGCCAAGUACCAUUUUUUUUUUAUUGCCGCGAAACACAACUCUGUCCAAGAAAACGAGAACAGCGUUUUUUUCACCUUGUAUACUAGCGAGAAAGGAAAUUUCAUGUGGCUGGAUUGCAUAAGCAACAUUUAAAUUACUUAAGAUUGGAUUGACACCGGAAUCACUAAUUUUCAAAGUCAGGUCCGCCGGCAUCAAAGACGGGAAAGAAUCAAGCAACAUCCAUUAUCAAUAUCUCGGCUGGGAAGAGAUAACACAUUUGUGCAGCAAGAAAAAAGGAUUUUAAAAGCUGGUUGGCGAUAAGAUUUGUGUGUUAGCAACAAAUAUAACAGAUAGCAACUUGGCCGUCAGAACCUUACAACAUGGAUUGAAUGAGGCGCAGAGAUUCGUCGCUUUUAAACUCCUCUACAAAGAGAAAAAGUCAGAAUCAAUUAUUCCUCAGCAACGUUUGUAGUCAGUAUACAAAGAAGCCGCUAAAGCAUUUAUUAAUUUGUUACUAGAAAAUUGCUGUGCUUUGCUCUGUUCUUGACAAAAUUACUUUUCCCAGUUAGUAGGCGUUUGUUUGUUUAUUUGCGGCAAACAAAUUGAAAUCUACUUAUAACUUCUGCAGAGGUUGCGGCAGACAACAGUUAAGAAGGUCUCCAUUAUAUUAGUCAAAAUUCACUUCUUUCGAAGCGAAAGGAAGCUUGAAGAGCCUUUUAGCGGCGAGCCCACUUGCCGUGAAAUUUUGUUUGUACAGCUGAAACAUUAUAGAUAAGGUCAACAAACGAGAAUCGAUCAUAAGCCACAGUCGAGAAUUACGAGUAGAAUUUCAGGCAAGGUCUUCAACGGCUGAGUCAUAAUUUAACCGGCUAAAAAAAAUCGGCUCUAAGAAAUCGCCUGAACUUUACCACGUAGCGAGGAAAAUAUGCAAGGGACAAACAGUUCAGAUGUUCUCCUCGUUCCAUCUUCGGGGCCGACAAAAACCGAAGCUGGCCCGAACCUAUCCGAAAACGUUGCGCUUCAUUCGAUUCCAUUGGCUUUUCUGAUUGUGUUUACAAUUUUUGGAAAUAUUCUGGUUUGUGCUGCGUUCUAUCUCUGCCGAGAACUACGGAAUGUGACGAACUACUUUGUCGUGUCGCUGGCUGUUGCGGACCUCCUGGUUGGGUUUGUUUGUAUGCCGUUUUGGUUCACCUACCUUAUCAAACAAUGGCCUGAUCCGAAACGAAAUCACGAGUUUUAUACAUUGUGGAUUUGCUUGGAUAUUGUAAGCGGUACGUCGUCAAUAAUGAACCUGGUAGCGAUAAGCGUGGAUCGUUUUUACGCCAUCACAUCUCCAUUCAACUACCACUUAAAACUGACCAAGAACCGCGCGCGUUUCUGUAUAGUCUUGGUAUGGUUGUAUUCUCUUAUUGUUGCGGGUCUACACAUUCAGAGAAGGGGAGAUUGGUACGCAUAUUUUGUUGCGUGUGCAAGCUUCUUUCUACCUCUGCCGGUACUUGUCUAUUCCUAUGCAAGAAUAUUUCGCGUUGCUCACGUCCAGGCCUUGAAAAUGCGCGCGGAGAACUAUGGUCACGAGUUGUCUGAGUUUGAUGUGGAAAAAAACGGCGAUACGACGGAAACAGCGGCCUUUGUGAAUACCAAGCCUAGAGCCUCUUACAGUAUGAGACCGCGAAGCUCUUCCACUGCAAGUCGCUUCAUUUUUCACAAAGUGCGCCCGCGCUUGACCAGUCAGAGUUCUGUGCGUCAAAUGCGUCGUGUACUCCACACUGAUUUGAAAGCCGCUAAAACGCUCGCGAUAGUAAUGGGCGCGUUCCUCGCGUGUUGGUCUCCUUACAUCAUCAGCAUGUUGGUGACAGUUUCUUGCAAAACCUGCAUCCCCUCGGAGACGAACUUUCAGAUCGCGAAAGCUGUCAAGUGGCUGCAUUAUUCCAAUUCAGCGGUAAACCCAAUCAUCUAUACGCUGCUUAACCGACACUUCCGAGCAGCGUUCCGAAGGAUUCUCUGUCGGUACGUGUCAACCCGAAGAUUCUCGUACUUUGGUCGGUUGCUGUCGCACAGUACGCCGAGAAGUAGCAGCCGAAGCAGCGCAAACACUGUAGCUGAUUUAGACAAAGCUAAUUCCAAGAGCGAGGUGGAAAUUCUGGUUUGCACUGAAGUUGUCACAGUUGUUUAAAUUUUAGUUGGGGUCGAGUGAACAAUUUACCAAUUUUGACAAAUCUUCGCUGCAUCGCUUGUGGAGUUUCCGAUGUAUAUUCUCCAAUCAACGAAUAGCACGAGUUCUCUCGAGUGUUCUGAAGAUUUUACGUCAACAUGUGUCAUGUGGGAGGCGCGGUGGCCUCGUGGUUAGUGCGCUCGUCUCCGGAUCGAGCGGUCCGGGUUCGAGCCCU